GAGGAAGGAUUUUGGUGGCACAGCUGGGAUGGCUUAUGUGGGGACCGUGUGCUCCAAAAGUCACGCUGGAGGCAUUAAUGUGUUUGGACCCAACAGCGUGCAGGCGUUUGCGUCCAUCGUCGCUCACGAACUUGGCCACAACCUGGGCAUGAACCACGACGACGACAGGAACUGUCGCUGUGAAACAGGCAACUGUAUUAUGAACUCUGGAGCGUCCGGUGCCAGGAAUUUCAGCACCUGCAGUGAGGAAGACUUCGAAAAACUAACCCUGAACAAGGGCGGAAGCUGCCUCCUCAACCUUCCCAGGCCUGGUGAAACCUACAGCAUCCCCUACUGUGGCAACAAGCUUGUAGAUGCAGGAGAAGAGUGUGACUGUGGGUCAGUGGAGUAUCUCUCCAAGGGCACCGUGUGCCGUGAGAGCGCCAGCGAGUGCGACCUUCCAGAGUACUGCAAUGGGUCUUCAGCCUUCUGCCCUCAGGAUGUCACGAUCCAGAACGGACACCCUUGCCACCAAGACAAGGCCUACUGCUACGAUGGAGUUUGCCAGGAUUACGAGUUGCAAUGCCAGGAUAUCUUUGGGCCCCAAGCCAAGGUUGCCCCCAAAAUUUGUUUCUCGGAUGUGAACUCCAAAGGGGAUCGGUUUGGAAACUGUGGAUAUCAGAACCGUGAAUACAGGAAAUGUUCAAGCUGGAAUGCCUUGUGCGGAAAGCUGCAGUGUGAGAAUGUGGAAACCUUGCCGGUCUUUCGGAUCAAGCCUGCCAUUAUCCGAACUCCCAUCAAAGACACCACCUGUUGGGGUGUGGACUUCCAGCUAGGAUCAGAUGUGCCGGAUCCCGGGAUGGUGAACGAAGGCACCAAGUGUGCACCUGGAAAGGUCUGCAAACACUACCAGUGUGUUAAUGCGUCCGUCUUAGAUUAUGACUGUGAUACAAAGAAUAAAUGCAACGGGCACGGGGUAUGCAACAGCAAUAAAAACUGCCAUUGUAAUUCAGAGUGGGCACCUCCCUACUGUGAUUCCCCCGGAUAUGGGGGCAGUAUAGACAGUGGGCCUACUUACAAUGACAGGGAUGUUGCAACACGAAACUGGAUACUGGCGUUUGCGUUUAUAGUUCUUCCCAUCGUGAUAGCGGUACUCAUUCUUUAUCGUACGAGAAAUAAAAUAACUUCUUCCUGGUUGCCGUUCACGGACACCUGUUGCAGGUGCUUUCGCAGAUCGGAUGUCCGUAGGCAGCAGGCUGUUCGAACCGAAUGUCCACGCAACUUUCCAUAUUCUUCCAGAAGUGCAUCAUCGUCAGUGGUGGUGUCGUCCAUGGACCAGCAGCGUGUCCCGCCAAGGCCUCCACCCCCAGUGGUGAAAACGUCAAAAGCAUCGGAUCAGAUUUUCCCCUCUCGACCGGCACCUUUGCCCCCGAUAUAA
Protobothrops mucrosquamatus (brown spotted pit viper) is the source of this 1417-nucleotide messenger RNA. It is a transcript of the gene ADAM9, whose product is annotated as ADAM metallopeptidase domain 9. Gene Ontology annotation, biological process: cell-cell adhesion mediated by integrin; membrane protein ectodomain proteolysis; transforming growth factor beta receptor signaling pathway. The annotation marks the transcript as partial. The transcript is spliced from 12 exons. Lineage: Eukaryota; Metazoa; Chordata; Lepidosauria; Squamata; Viperidae. Gene Ontology annotation, molecular function: integrin binding; metalloendopeptidase activity. Gene Ontology annotation, cellular component: plasma membrane. The record is from RefSeq and is a predicted model, not a curated record.